AUGACUGGAGUUCCCACAGGAUUUAUAACAGAACCAGAACUUCCAGCAGAUUCUUCCUAUGGAGGAUUCAUACUUGGUACCUCUUCUACGGCCAGAUCUAACUUUCAGGCUCGUCGAUACGCUUGCAGACAGGAAGUUGAGAGAAUGGAACGUCGGGGAAUUAAUAUAUUCAAGUAUCGCUGUGAGGAUGUUGGUAAUCUUCAAGAUCCUUUCCGUACUCUCGUUCAACGUGAUAAAGAGUCUGAAGAGUGUGAAGUUUACAAUGCAAUUAUCAGAACCCAAGGCGAGAAGGCUAUGAUUGGUAGACCAGCUUUAGAAAGUGUUAAAGAAGCUGCUUUAGAAGCUCCACGUCCAUUUUCCUUUGAGGCAGAUGAUUUAUAUGGUAUUUGA
Molecule: messenger RNA, 390 nt
Organism: Sclerotinia borealis F-4128
Lineage: Eukaryota; Fungi; Ascomycota; Leotiomycetes; Helotiales; Sclerotiniaceae
Source: the annotation of a GenBank genome assembly